AUAACACUGUAAUUAAUAACCCUGGAAACCCUGUUUUCUCCUGUCCUACGGAAGCUUAUAAUCUUCCAGUUACAGAACGCCAGGAUGAAGGUAGGCCAUAGACUUGGUUGAGGAGUGGGCCGGGCUCAUUGUUGAUAUGAAAACAAAAAGGUUUUUUCAAUUUGAUAACACUGAGGUUUUUUUUUUUAGUUAAAAGAAAUAUUUUGAGGACAAAAAUACAAGUAAAUUUGUAUUUAAUUGAAUUAUUUGCAUAAUGAACACUGGAAAUGAAAAAAUGAUAAAUUUCAUAAAUUCAUAAUUCUGUACCUAAGACGCCCUGCCAGGAGGGUCCCGUGUCACCCGUCUGAAUUUUAAAACGCCUCGUGUCAGUGCUUGUAAAUGCUUGUCCUCGCUUAUAAAUGCAGGGCCUCUACCUAGCCACCUGCCAAAAAUUAUGGAGAGCACUCUCCAUUAAAUGAGUGACUGUAAGUAUUGUAUAGUCAGUUGGUGAAGAUUUUGUACACUAUACUCACUUUUAAAGAAGCAAGUGGGUGAGUCCUAAAUGAAAUCCCACCAUAAUGAGUUAAACUGUAAGUUAAAAAGGUAUCCAAGGUGAUGUAGAAUGCAUAAGUACUUAAUGAUUGUAUUUACACUGUAACUCUCUUUCUAGUAAAGAUUGUAGCCUCAUUCCAGAUGUUAAUUCUUAGGUCACUUUCUUUCUUUCUUGCUUGGAAGAAUCUGCAGAUCUGUUGUUGUAAGGUUUUGCUGUUAUCUUUUCUGUCGAAACUGUUCUCAUAGGCUACAUUUAGAACUACACUUCAUUCCACUGGAUACACUGUAUUUGUUAUACAUGUAUAUUAUACUGCUUAACUGUACUGAUUUAAGACUGUUCUCUAAUCAGAUUGGUUUCAGGGUUACAGCACAAAGAAACAAAACCCUAUGUACAUGACAAGUGCGAUGGAUUAUGGGUAAGCAGCAUAAAUUUUGGCCAUUAUGCUAAUUACCAACAAAUACCCACUCUUGUUAAACCAGUGUGUAAAAAGAGCAAUAAAGUAUCUGUAAAGAAGUCAUCAAAUACAACCAGUUUUAGUUUAAAGUAAUGCGUCAAAUCCUGGAAAGCUGAUUGAAAGUUACCUUCCUGUCAGGGCCCAUCAAAAUGAUUCAGAUUAGGAUCAGAAAUGCCCCUAGAGGUACCAGAAUUUUGUCUUGAGAGUGUGGCUCCAAUUCAUUAUUUUUCUCAACAAAAUAACUAGCAUUUACAUUUUCUUUAAAGGUAUCUUCAGCACAAUGAAAGCAUAAAAGAACUUAACUGGUGUUUAUAACUAAAGAUUUCUUUCAUCUUGCAGGAGCCAUCGUCCUACCGUGCACACUAUGCCGACAAGUUUUCAUGCAAAAGUCCAGAAAUUUAGUGAACAUUUAGGGACAUGUGGAAUGUACAGAAAUCAAGGCCUCAAUACAGCAUUGGACAAAAGCAUUGUGUAAAUCUAGAUACAUGUAGGGACUUUUGAAAAAUGUAAAUAAGCUUCUAUUUGAAAUGAGAAUGUAAUCCUCUCGUAUAUUUGUAUAUAUUAUUUAAUUUGCUUUGAGCUAUUACUACCAGACAGGUAGUUCCACAAGCUGACAACUGCAUGUUUUUCAAACUACUUUUAUGUUGUUUUUUUUUCUGUAUACUUUAACAAAUUAGAUAAAGUUAUUUUACUUGUCUUGUUUGUAUAUUUUGUGUCCUUAUGAAAUAAUUAUCGUCCCUGGCAGUACCAUUCUUAUAUCUUGUUUUCCUGACCAAAAGGUUGCUGGUGUUUUUAAACCCGUUCGCCCCUGAUGAACCAUCCGUAAC
This is a messenger RNA of Porites lobata, 1813 nucleotides long. The record is from the annotation of a GenBank genome assembly. NCBI's taxonomy places the organism in Eukaryota, Metazoa, Cnidaria, Anthozoa, Scleractinia, Poritidae.